Brassica napus (rape) is the source of this 843-nucleotide messenger RNA. RefSeq names its product actin-related protein 8-like. The transcript is spliced from 9 exons. Lineage: Eukaryota; Viridiplantae; Streptophyta; Magnoliopsida; Brassicales; Brassicaceae. The record is from RefSeq and is a predicted model, not a curated record. The coding region runs from base 1 to 843 and encodes 280 amino acids.
AUGUUUUACCCACCUCCUUCAUGCGUGUUUAUGGUCAAAGGGCACAAGUUCCCGACUCUAUCAUUAUUGAAGGUAGCUGUUGUGGUGAAGUUCUGGGUGAUUGGAGAAACCACGCAAGUCAUCUCACGAGUUCAAGGUGGUUCUGGAUAUUGCAAGUUUGGCAGGAGUAAGAAUGAUUCACCUUCUGGACGUUCUGCUACUUUUCUGGAAUUUGGCAACAUUGAGUCACCCAUAUACGCUAGGCUUCAACAGUUCUUUGUAACCAUUUUCAACAGGAUGCAGGUUAAGCCAUCUAUGCAGCCAAUAGUGGUUUCACUUCCCCUCUGCCAUUUGAUGGUUCAUCUUUUGUCAUUUUUCUGUAUUCAAGAUACUGAAUCGGCAAAGGCAUCAAGGCGGCUGCUUAAGACUGCUAUCCUUAAUGUCUUGUUCGACAUGAAUGUUCCUGCAGUAUGUGCAGUUAAUCAGGCUGUUCUAGCUUUAUAUGCUGCACGGCAGACAUCUGGAAUUGUUGUUAACAUUGGUUUCCAAGUCAUAACCAUUGUCCCAAUUUUGAAUGGGAAGGUGAUGAGGCAGGUAGGUGUAGAAGUCAUUGGUUUUGGAGCAUUUAAACUCACGGGCUUCCUUACAGAGAAGAUGCAAGAGAACAACACUACCUUCCAAUCGCUCUACACUGUUCGUACUCUAAAAGAGAACCUGUAUUAUGUGGCUCUGGAUUAUGAAGCUGAACUUUCAAGAGACACAAAAGCUUCAGUGGAAAUUAUGGGUGAAGGAUGGUUUACUCUGUCAAAUGAGCGUUUUCAGACAGGGGAGAUAAUAUUCCAACCACGUCUUGCUGGAAUGUAA